CGACACCGUAAAAUUAGGUGAAAAAACCGGACCACGCCAAACUAAACAAAAAAGAACCCGGUCAAAAAAGACUUAAAGAGAAGAGUUUGAACUUUGAACGGACUUGACUCUUUCUGUUUCCCACCGGAGCCAAAACUGCCAAGCGUCAGUAAAGUGGAGACACCGUAGCCCAACGCCCUCGAUUCGCCGGCACGACGAUCUCAAUCUAAUUUUCCUCAAUGAACAGAUACAUUAAAUAACAUUAUCCUAAUCCUGAUUGUCGGUUAUUAAUUGACCAUGGUUGUUUUUUCCCCGGCACGUACGUACGUUUGGUUGAUUUCUAAAAGAAUGGGACGCCUUCCCGCACGACAUUGGCGUCCAGGUGCCAUGCAGCAUUGUCUCGUUGGUUAGCCGGUCGUUACUCACUAAUCCACCUGUUGCUUUUUCACUCAUAGAACUAACCACCUCGAUUGACCAGUUUAUAACUACCAGUCUAGUGUCUGUUAACAUGCGUUUAUCUGCUCUACGUGGUGGUUUUAAAUCGGUUGAAGUUGUUAGUUGAGCCGUUGGGAAGCCGUUAUUGUAUUUUGUUUCAACGUGGCUGUUUUUUCUUCUCUUCCGCCAUUUUUUGGUUGGUUACGACUUAUGGUCGUUCGGAAAUGUACUGGUGGGUAUUGGGCCCGCCGGUACGUUCCUUCACCAAGUGGCAUGUACUGGUCGCCAAACGCCAUUACCGCCGAAUGUGUCGUCAAAUAUUUGGCCGUCUCGGUGCCCCACGCCUCGCCAUUCCCCUGAAUAACAUAUUAAUGUCCCCAACGGAAAAGAGUUCUUUAUUUUAUACGAAACAAACAACAAACAGUCUUGGUUACCACCACACAUUUCAAGUAAAAUCAACGAGAAAAACGUCCACUAAUCAACUCGGAUAAUUCAAUGAUAAUGAUAUCUUAAAUCAUGUCGGUUGAUUUUCCAAACCAAUGCCACCGUCCUCGGUCCUACUCUAACUUUCCCUUUCAUCAUUAACUACCCCAUUCCGCCCCUAUAAGUAUGCCCACUUCUUCACUCCAACAACUGCAGGUGAAAGAAAAAAUAAAAGAAUCCACUUCCUUCCAGUUCCAUUUGCUUGCCCGCAAACACCAAUCCUUCAUUCCAUUAAUUAAAAGACACAGAGCAUCGGAAAAACUUCCCACCAACCAAAAAAUCAUACCGAAGAAGAUAUAAGCUACUCGUUCCUUCUCCUUACUUCUAGAAUAUAUCCCGACAAACCGAAACUCUCCCCUUUAGUUUUCUCCCCCUGUCAUCACUCCCCAUUUCUCCACUCAAUCCACUCUCUUCCUUGCCGCAAUUGAAUCCAGCUCUCCAUACCUUCUUCCCAGGUUCCUCCUCCAGCAUCGAUCAAUGGCUCCAAGCGCCCCCAAAUUGAGCGCCAAAAUCAACGACCUGAUGGAAUCCCACGCCAACCAGCUCCUCAACCCCUCCCCCGCCGCCUGCGCCAUCUCCCUCGACGGAUCAACCCUCAAAUCCAACGGCCACGCCUUCCUCACCGACGUCCCGACCAACAUCACCAUCACCGCCUCAGCCGACAAAUCCGGCGCCUUCCUCGGAUUCAACGCGGGAGAAUCCGACCACCGCCACGUGGCGCCCAUCGGAAAGCUCAAGAACCUGCGGUUCAUGAGCAUCUUCCGUUUCAAAGUCUGGUGGACCACCCACUGGGUUGGAUCCAACGGCCGCGACCUCGAACACGAGACCCAACUCCUCCUCCUCGACACGUCACCGACUGGCGGUGGGCCCUACGUCCUCAUCGUCCCAAUUCUUGAAGGGCAGUUUCGGGCUUCCCUCCAGCCCGGGCAAAACGACGACGUGGACGUCUGCGUGGAGAGUGGGUCAACGAAAGUCAAGGCCUCGAGCUUCAACAGCGUGGUGUACGUUCACGCAGGGAAUGACCCGUUUACCCUCGUGAAAGAAGGGAUGGGAGUCGUCCGGGCCCACCUCGGGACUUUCAAGCUGCUCGACGAGAAGGACCCACCGGGGAUCGUGGACAAAUUCGGGUGGUGCACGUGGGAUGCAUUCUACCUUACGGUGAACCCUCAGGGGAUCUGGGACGGCGUGAAAGGACUCGUCGACGGCGGAUGCCCGCCGGGGCUGGUUUUAAUCGACGACGGGUGGCAGUCGAUCAGCCACGACGAGGAUCCGGUGACGAAGGAAGGGAUGAACCACACGGUCGCCGGGGAGCAGAUGCCUUGCCGGCUGCUAAAGUUCCAGGAGAACUACAAGUUCCGGGAUUACGUCAGCAGGAAGGAGGAAGUUACGGAAAAGGGCAUGGGCGCGUUUGUGAGGGACUUGAAGGAUGAGUUCGGGACGGUGGAUUACGUCUAUGUUUGGCACGCGCUGUGUGGGUAUUGGGGCGGGAUCCGGCCCAAUGUUCCGGGCCUGCCGGAGAGCGUCGUUGUCAGGCCCAAGUUGUCUCCCGGGCUGGAGAAGACCAUGGAGGAUCUCGCCGUGGAUAAGAUCGUUAGUAACGGCAUCGGGUUGGUCCCGCCGGAGCUUGUGGACCAGAUGUACGAUGGCAUCCACUCUCAUCUCGAGAAGGCUGGAAUCGACGGCGUUAAAGUCGACGUCAUCCACUUGUUGGAAAUGCUGUGUGAGAAUUACGGAGGGAGAGUUGACCUGGCAAAGGCGUAUUUCAAGGCGUUGACCGCCUCUGUUAACAAGCACUUCAACGGGAACGGAGUAAUUGCGAGCAUGGAGCAUUGUAACGAUUUCAUGUUCCUUGGAACAGAAGCCAUCUCUCUUGGACGUGUUGGUGAUGAUUUUUGGUGCACGGAUCCAUCGGGCGACCCGAACGGCACAUUCUGGCUUCAGGGGUGUCACAUGGUUCACUGUGCCUACAACAGUUUGUGGAUGGGCAAUUUCAUCCACCCGGAUUGGGACAUGUUCCAGUCGACACACCCUUGUGCCGAGUUCCACGCUGCGUCUCGUGCCAUCUCCGGUGGGCCGAUCUACAUCAGCGACACCGUGGGCAACCACAACUUCCCGUUGCUGAAGCGGUUGGCGAUGCCGGACGGUUCGAUCCUCCGGUGCGAGUACUAUGCUCUUCCCACUAGGGACUGCCUCUUUGAGGAUCCCCUCCAUGAUGGAAAAACCAUGCUCAAGAUUUGGAACUUGAACAAGUUUACCGGGGUUGUUGGGGCGUUUAACUGCCAAGGCGGAGGGUGGUCCAGAGAGACGAGACGCAACCAAUGCUUCUCAGAAUUCUCUCACAAGUUGACGGCCCAAACCAACCCAAAGGACAUUGAAUGGGCCAGCGGGAAAAGCCCAAUCUCCAUCGAAGGAGUCCAGGUAUUCGCCAUGUACAUGUCGAAGGCCCAGAAGCUCGUCAUGUCCAAGCCCACGGAUAACAUCGAGGUCGCGUUGGAGCCGUUCGAGUUUGAGCUGAUCACGGUGUCGCCGGUGACCGUAUUGGCCGGGAAGUCGGUUCAAUUUGCGCCUAUUGGCCUUGUGAACAUGCUCAACUCCGGCGGGGCGAUCCGGUCGGUGGAUUACCGGGACGAAUCGGUGGAAAUUGGUGUUAAGGGUGCCGGAGAAAUGGUGGCGUUUGCGUCGGAGAAGCCGGCAGGCUGCAAGGUGGAUGGUGGGGAGGUUGAGUUCAAGUACGAUGGUUGCUUGGUUACCGUCGAAGUUCCAUGGUCCUCGGAUUCGUCGGGUGUUUCACAGGUUGAAUUCGCGUUUUGAUUUAUAUCUCAAAUGGCAAUGGAUGCCUGGGAUUGGAUUGCAUGUUAAUUUUUAUUUGUCAGUGUGAUUGAGAAUGUAAGAAAUGAUGACUUGAGACCUUUUAAGUAAUUUUAAUCGUAAUGGUUUUCAUAAUCGCAUGGGCUAUAGAGGUUGAGGUCACAAACAAAUUAGUCACUAAAUUCAAUUUUAAGAGACUUGUAAUUGAAGUUAUGAAAAUUUUCAGCACGAAUAUGGAUUUUCGUCGAUUUUUGUUACUAAUUUUUCGUCUAUAUAUGAUAAGAGAUUAGCAUGUCAACUUUGAGAUAAUAAUAAAAGCGGUACAUAGAUCUUGAUUUAGUGGUUCGAAUGACUCAUUUGAUCCAUACUUGAUCCAAACCAAAUCAAUAUUUUGGCUAUUUUUACUGAACUUUAACUCUCGUUUUCAGAAAACAAUGUAAUUUCUUCAUAUCUAUUUAAAGCUACAUAAUUAGAUAGUUUGCUUGAUUUUCUCGUUACUAAUUUGAGUAAGUUGAUACACCAAUAUGGACAAUCUCAGUGCAUACUUUGAUGACAAUGAGCGAUGUAUUCAUGUGUCAAUAGAGUGAAAAGUUUAUUGGUAUCCAAAAGUUCACUCUUGUGUCAAACUGAAAAAGCUCUUCUAGGUUUUUUAAACUGAUUUUAAGUGAAAUCAAUGUGUCAAUAACUAUGAAACAAGUUGGUAUAUACAUAUAAGAAGUAAAUUUUGUUACUAGCCCUCAUUGAAAAUAAGACACACUACCAGACUUUGGAACAUGUAUUCUAUAACCUACAACUGUUGAGUGCAAGCAGUGGUGUCAGCAAGAUUCGGGUUUAGUGGGGUUCUAGUAUAAAAAAUUCUAAGACAUUUUAUUCAACUAUGAAGUAAAUUCUCUUAAAAAUUCAGCCAAGUAGUCAUUCAUUAGAUCAUCAAUUAUUAGAUUUGUAUUUUACAUUUUGUGUAACUCAUAGUUGAAAAGUGACAUUUCGAUACAACUAAAUAAAUAGCUCCCAAGCCACAAACAUAUUAUAAAGUACAUUUGAUGACAAAGAAAUUGUAUAUUAAUAGAAAAUUUGUUGAAUUAAGGGCUUAUUAGAUAUAGUCAGGAUUUUUUUACAUAUUUAGUAGAAUUAGAAUUUUUUUUAAUUAGGAUUUAUAAAAUUGAGAAUUUUCUUGAUCGAUACGUGCUACUUUAUUUGCGUGUUUCAUAAUACUAUGACGAUCAAAAUUUUAUAUAAAUGGGGUCCUCAAUUCCGAAACUACCAAAAUUAAACAAGAACAUGCAUAUAUGUAGCCAUUUUUAAUUUAUCCAAGUGGGUCCUAAGACCCCACUCCUAUCCACCUCCCUCCGCCGCUGAGUGCAAGCAAAAACAAUUUGACAGUUCUAAAACACUAAAAUGUUAUACCAUAAUAGCCAUGAUGGUUAAAAUCAAGGAUGUCAACCCAAUUUAGCCCGUUGAUAUGGUCGAGUAAGUGGGUUGAGGGUAAUGGGUCGAUGGCCUCUUUAGCCCAGAUAUAUGAAAAAUGUAAUUAUAUUGUUCAUAUAUAUAUAAAUCAUAUCAAAUCUCGUCUAACACAUGAGUAAUAACAUAUAACAUUACAUUAAACUAGCAUAUCAUACUUGGACCUAACAUAUAGUUAAAAUUCACACGUACUUAUAUAAUAUUAAUAUUCAAAUGUUCAACUUAAAAUUACAAAUAUAUAAUUAGGCGAAUAAGAUAACAUGAAAAAAGACACAUUUCGUAAAACAAAAAAGAUAAAACAAUAACGUGUGUACCCGAUAACCUUGUAGCAACUAGCAGGUCUAUCCAUUGGUGUGUUUGACCCUUUUUUUCUCACCUGGUCAUGAUCAAAACGGUUCAACCAGCAGUUCGACCUUAGGUAACCAGUUCGUGGAGCGGGAGCGGGAGCGAGAGCGGGAGCGGGAGCGUGAGAGUGUCUAUUUUAGAAGAAUUCGGUAUUGAGAGCGUGAAUAAAGCGUCAUUAUUAUA
Messenger RNA from Linum trigynum, 5694 nucleotides. Lineage: Eukaryota; Viridiplantae; Streptophyta; Magnoliopsida; Malpighiales; Linaceae. The record is from the annotation of a GenBank genome assembly.